GCGGGAGCCACCAUGGCGGCCGAGCGCAAGUCAAAGUUGUCCAAGAAUCUGCUACGCAUGAAGGAUUUGUAAUAACAUUAAUUUCAGAGAAGUGGAGUGAAUUGGCCAAGCAGAUACUGAAAAGAUUAGCAAUUGUUUUAGCUCUUGGAAUAAGCCAGAUGAUGUACUAUGUGACUCAGGCUCAAACUAAAGAUCUGAGUUGCAACUAAAAAGGAGGACAUUAACUUAAAACAAGUGUCCACCCCCACCAAGUGGGGAGACCCAACUGAACAUUGGAAGCAAAGGAGAGAGAAGAAGAUCACCCAAGUUCUCUAUUUGGUUUAGAAGCUUUUGGUCAUCGAUAAGAAAGAACUUACUGGCAAGAUAGCAGGAGACACUACCUGUACUAACUGAACAGAGUAUACUGUGAAAAGGCAUGGAGCAGCUGCACUUGAGUGCCAUAGCCAGAGCUAAGUCCUAUAUAGCAUGAGUCUCCAACCUCUGGGCCAUGGACCAGUACCAGUCCAGGCCUGUUAGGACUGAGCCACACAGCAGGAGGUGAGUGGCGGGCAGCCAAGCAAGUGAGGGAAGCUUCAUCUGCAUUUACAGUUGCUCUCCACAGCUUGCAUUACCACCUGAGCUCUGCCUCCUGUCAGAUCAGUGGCAGCAUUAGAUUCUCCUAGGAACACAAACCCUACUGUGAACUGCACAUACGAGCCACCUACCUUGCACGCUACUUAGGAGAACCUAAUGCCUGAUGGUCUAUCACUGUCUCCCAUCACCCCCAGAUGGGACUGUCCUAGUUGAAGGAAAACCAGCUCAGGGCUUCUACUGAUUCUACAUUAUGUUUAUGCAAAGGGGACUGGACUCAGAAACCAAGAAACAACUGGAAGAGGAAGAAAAGAAAAUCAUUAGUGAAGAGCACUGGUACUUGGAUUUGCCAGAGCUUAAAGAGAAAGAGAGUUUCAUAAUAGAAGAGCAGAGUUUCUUAUUAUGUGAAGACCUUCUCUAUGGAAGAAUGUCAUUCAGAGGAUUUAAUCCUGAGGUUGAGAAAUUGAUGCUUCAUAUGAAUGCUAAGCACAAAGCAGAAGAAGUUGAAGAUGAAACAGUGGAGCUCGAUGUGUCAGAUGAAGAGAUGGCUAGAAGAUAUGAGACCUUGGUGGGGACAAUUGGGAAAAAGUUUGCCAGAAAGAGAGACCAUGCCAAUUAUGAAGAAGAUGAAAAUGGAGACAUACAACCGAUUAAAGCAAAGAAGAUGUUCUUAAAGCCUCAGGAUUAAGAUGAUGCCUUGAGCCGUGGCCCACGGGAGCUUCAUGGAAGUCAGCGGCGGAUCUGGAGCGCACCCCGGUGGCGGCUCUGUAGUUACUAAUACUGUAAUGUUUACUUUGUAAAGAGAUGUAUCAUUUUAGAAACAUGCUGUUUUUGAAACAGAUGUUGAUGGAUGUUGUACAUCCUUUGCUUAAUGGCGUUCAUUCAGAGUGGAUUUUUACCCCCCAAUCUUCAAAUGUACGUUGUUAGAGGGCCCCUUCCUGAAGAGUGUUUUGACCUCUGGUUUCUCUUAAUACAGUUCUCCAGUCACUGACCUUGAAUUGACUCAUGUAAACCGAUGCCAAAGUUUAAAUUGCCCUUUAUUAUAUUUAUCAAGAAUAAACAUGCCUCUCCGGCCUUAAGUAUUUACAUGCUACCAGGCCAUUGUCAGUUUAUGGUAUUAUGUUGUUUUAUUUAAAGCAUUGAAUUAAUAGAAAAAAUUAUUCUGUAAUAAAAAUCUACUUUGACAUA
Callithrix jacchus (white-tufted-ear marmoset) is the source of this 1758-nucleotide messenger RNA. It is a transcript of the gene MPHOSPH6, whose product is annotated as M-phase phosphoprotein 6. NCBI's taxonomy places the organism in Eukaryota, Metazoa, Chordata, Mammalia, Primates, Cebidae. The record is from RefSeq and is a predicted model, not a curated record. Gene Ontology annotation, biological process: maturation of 5.8S rRNA.